Messenger RNA from Monoraphidium neglectum, 240 nucleotides. RefSeq lists its product as hypothetical. The record is from RefSeq and is a predicted model, not a curated record. The transcript has a single exon. Lineage: Eukaryota; Viridiplantae; Chlorophyta; Chlorophyceae; Sphaeropleales; Selenastraceae. Bases 1 to 240 code for a protein of 79 amino acids.
AUGGCCGCGCCGCUCUCCGCCGACGCGCUGUCCGGCAAGCGCCGCCGCGGGCCGGCCAAGCCGCGGCCCGGGGAGCGCGCGUCGGCGGCGGGUCUGAACGGGCGCGUGCUGCCACUGGACAGCCCCUGCCUGUUCCUGGGGUACACGGGGCCGCGCGCGGCGCUGCUGGUGGAGCGGCCCUGGGAGGAGGUGCUGGCCGCGCUGCCGCCGCCGCUGCUGCGCCACAAGUACGGCACCUGA